Molecule: messenger RNA, 3416 nt
Organism: Physeter macrocephalus (sperm whale)
Lineage: Eukaryota; Metazoa; Chordata; Mammalia; Artiodactyla; Physeteridae
Gene: CNTN1
Product: contactin 1
Exons: 24
Coding region: 164-3220 (1018 amino acids)
Biological process (GO): brain development; cell-cell adhesion; axon guidance
Cellular component (GO): axon; plasma membrane
Molecular function (GO): cell-cell adhesion mediator activity
Source: RefSeq, a predicted model, not a curated record
UGUGGUGUAACUGUCUCUGCAUUCAUUUAAAUGGACAGCUUGCAAUAAAUACUAUACCCAGAACGUCAGAUAAUUCAACAUAUGAGGUGUUUAAUAUUCUCCAACUGCCAUAAAGUUAAAGCUUUUUUUUUGAAAAUUGAACCUAACCUCUACUGAACACAAAAUGAAAAUGUGGUUGCUGGUCAAUUACCUUGUGAUUGUAUCUUUUACAACCUGUCUAUCAGAGUUUACAUGGCACAGAAGGUAUGGUCACGGAGUUUCUGAGGAAGACAAAGGAUUUGGACCAAUUUUUGAAGAACAACCAAUCAAUACCAUUUAUCCAGAGGAGUCACCGGAAGGAAAAGUUUCACUAAACUGUAGGGCACGAGCCAGCCCUUUCCCAGUUUACAAGUGGAGAAUGAAUAAUGGGGAUAUUGAUCUGACAAGUGAUCGGUACAGUAUGGUAGGAGGAAACCUUGUUAUCAACAAUCCUGACAAACAGAAAGAUGCUGGAGUAUAUUACUGUUUAGCAUCAAAUAACUACGGAAUGGUCAGAAGCACUGAAGCAACCUUGAGCUUUGGAUAUCUUGAUCCUUUCCCACCUGAGGAACGUCCCGAGGUCAGAGUGAAAGAAGGGAAAGGAAUGGUGCUGCUCUGUGACCCUCCAUACCAUUUCCCAGAUGAUCUUAGCUACCGCUGGCUUCUAAAUGAAUUUCCUGUAUUUAUCACAAUGGAUAAACGAAGAUUUGUGUCUCAGACAAAUGGCAAUCUCUACAUUGCUAAUGUUGAGGCAUCAGACAAAGGGAAUUAUUCCUGCUUUGUAUCCAGUCCCUCUAUUACAAAGAGUGUGUUCAGCAAAUUUAUCCCACUCAUUCCACUACCUGAACGAACAACAAAACCAUAUCCUGCUGAUAUUGUAGUUCAGUUCAAGGACAUAUAUGCAUUGAUGGGCCAAAAUGUGACUUUAGAGUGUUUUGCACUUGGCAAUCCUGUUCCUGAUAUCCGUUGGCGGAAGGUCCUAGAACCAAUGCCAAGCACAGCUGAGAUCAGCACCUCUGGAGCUGUCCUGAAGAUCUUCAAUAUUCAGCUAGAAGAUGAAGGCACAUAUGAAUGUGAGGCUGAGAACAUUAGAGGAAAGGAUAAACACCAGGCAAGAAUUUAUGUUCAAGCAUUUCCUGAGUGGGUAGAACACAUCAAUGACACAGAGGUGGAUAUAGGCAGUGAUCUCUACUGGCCUUGUGUGGCCACAGGGAAGCCCAUCCCUACCAUCCGAUGGCUGAAGAAUGGAUAUUCGUAUCAUAGAGGGGAAUUGAGACUGUAUGACGUGACCUUUGAAAAUGCUGGCAUGUAUCAGUGCAUAGCUGAAAAUACACAUGGAGCCAUUUAUGCAAACGCGGAGUUGAAGAUCUUGGCUUUGGCUCCAACUUUUGAAAUGAAUCCUAUGAAGAAAAAGAUCCUGGCUGCUAAAGGAGGAAGAGUUAUAAUUGAAUGCAAACCUAAAGCUGCACCCAAACCAAAAUUUUUAUGGAGUAAAGGUACAGAGUGGCUUGUCAAUAGCAGCAGAAUACUCAUUUGGGAAGAUGGCAGCUUGGAAAUCAAUAACAUUACAAGGAAUGAUGGAGGUGUCUAUACAUGUUUUGUAGAAAAUAAUAAAGGGAAGGCUAAUAGCACUGGGACUCUUGUUAUCACAGAUCCCACACGAAUUAUAUUGGCUCCAAUUAAUGCCGAUAUCACCGUUGGAGAAAAUGCAACCAUGCAGUGUGCCGCUUCCUUCGAUCCUGCACUGGAUCUCACAUUUGUUUGGUCCUUCAAUGGCUAUGUGAUCGACUUUAACAAAGAGAACAUUCAUUACCAGCGGAAUUUUAUGCUGGAUUCCAAUGGGGAGCUGCUCAUCCGAAAUGCCCAGCUAAAACACGCUGGGAGGUACACGUGCACCGCUCAGACAAUUGUGGACAAUUCUUCAGCCUCAGCUGACCUUGUUGUGCGAGGCCCUCCAGGUCCUCCAGGUGGUCUGCGAAUAGAAGACAUUAGGGCCACUUCUGUGGGACUUACUUGGAGCCGUGGUUCAGACAAUCAUAGUCCUAUAUCUAAAUACACUAUCCAGACCAAGACUAUUCUUUCAGAUGACUGGAAAGAUGCAAAGACGGAUCCCCCAAUGAUUGAAGGAAAUAUGGAGGCAGCAAGAGCAGUGGAUUUAAUCCCGUGGAUGGAAUAUGAAUUUCGUGUGCUAGCAACCAAUACAUUGGGUAUAGGAGAGCCCAGUAUACCAUCAAGCAAAAUUAAAACAGAUGGUGCUGCACCUAAUGUGGCUCCUUCAGAUGUAGGAGGUGGGGGUGGAAGCAACAGAGAACUGACCAUAACAUGGGCGCCUUUGUCAAGAGAAUACCACUACGGCAACAAUUUUGGUUACAUAGUGGCAUUUAAGCCAUUUGAUGGGGAAGAAUGGAAAAAAGUGACAGUUACUAACCCAGAUACUGGCCGCUACGUUCAUAAAGAUGAGACCAUGCGCCCUUCCACUGCAUUUCAAGUCAAAGUCAAAGCUUUCAACAACAAAGGAGAUGGACCAUACAGCCUCACAGCCGUCAUCCACUCCGCGCAAGAUGCUCCCAGUGAAGCCCCAACAGCAGUAGGCGUAAAAGUCUUAUCAUCUUCUGAGAUAUCUGUUCAUUGGGAGCAUGUUGUAGAAAAUAUAGUGGAAAGCUAUCAGAUUCGGUAUUGGGCUGUCCAUGAUAAAGAAGCAGCUGCACACAGAGUGCAAGUCACUAGCCAAGAAUACUCUGCCAGGCUGGAGAACCUUCUGCCUGACACCCAGUACUUUAUGGAAGUCAGGGCCUGCAAUAGCGCAGGGUGUGGACCUCCCAGUGAUAUGAUUGAGACCUUCACCAAGAAAGCACCUCCAAGCCAGCCUCCAAGGAUCAUCAGUUCCAUAAGGUCUGGUUCACGCUACAUAAUCACCUGGGAUCAUGUGGUUGCACUAUCAAAUGAAUCCACAGUGACAGGAUAUAAGGUACUCUAUAGACCUGAUGGGCAGCAUGAUGGCAAGCUGUAUUCAACUCAUAAACACUCCAUAGAAGUCCCAAUCCCCAGGGAUGGAGAAUAUGUUGUAGAGGUUCGUGCACACAGUGAUGGAGGAGAUGGAGUGGUGUCUCAAGUCAAAAUUUCAGGUGCAUCCAUCCUAUCACCAUGUCUUCUUGGCUCCCUGCUGCCUGCCCUUGGCAUCCUUGUGUACUUGGAAUUCUGAAUGUGGCAUGAGAACUGCUGCUCCCAGCCCAGCUCAGAGGACACCCUCCAUCUCUGUGAUGACUACAAUUCCUUCCAAUUCCUGCAACUUCAUCCUAAGCCAAAUAAAUUAUACUUUAACAAACUAUCCAACUGAUUUACAGCAUAUGUUAUGACUGAGGCAUUCAGGAACCCCUUCAUCCAAAAGAAUAAACUUU